This is a messenger RNA of Grammomys surdaster, 1731 nucleotides long. It is a transcript of the gene Iho1, whose product is annotated as coiled-coil domain containing 36. NCBI's taxonomy places the organism in Eukaryota, Metazoa, Chordata, Mammalia, Rodentia, Muridae. The transcript has 7 exons. The record is from RefSeq and is a predicted model, not a curated record. Gene Ontology annotation, cellular component: condensed nuclear chromosome. The coding region runs from base 1 to 1731 and encodes 576 amino acids. Gene Ontology annotation, biological process: DNA recombination; meiotic DNA double-strand break formation; homologous chromosome pairing at meiosis.
AUGAAUUUUAAUGUCUGGAAUGUCAAAGAGAUGCUCAGUAUUCCCUUGGGCUCUGGGCUCACUAAACCAUCUAACUGGAAUAGUAAUCAGACUGACUGUUCUUCUCCCAGUGAUUCCCAGUUCCUCUUUGGAUCUCAGUUCUGUCCUGAAAAUUCAGAGUCUCUGUUACCAUCCUUGGAUGCUGGUGCUUAUUUAAAACACCCAAAACAGACACAACAGAAUUCUGUAGAUAAUGAACCUAGUAUUUUCACAAAAUACCAAGCAAAGCCCCAGUUGUUUGGAGGAGAUACAAAGGGUGAAGGUUUAUUUUCUCUUCCUUUGCCAGUUGGGAAAUCAAAAGGACUCUCAAAACAGUUUGAAGAGAAAAAACGAAGGGCAACGGACCAAUCUGACAGUGAGACGCUGCACAACUUUGUUUCUCAUUUUCCAGAAGUCAUUCACAAGUUGCAGACAUCUGUGGAAAAGUCUGAGGAACACCUCAGCUCUAGAAGCCAGUCUAUUUUAGAUUCUGUGGAGACCAUAGCCAAGACCUUUCAAGAGACUGCGUGGGUCCAGCGUGACCUGAUCGUUGAGGCAAUGAAAGACAAAGGCAGUGUGGAGCAGGCCAUCCUUGAGAUACAGAGAACAUGUGCAGCUAGACAAGCAGAAUUGAUGGAGAUGAAAUCCACCCUGAAGAACCUUGAAGUUUUAGUUGUCCAGCAGAGUAAGAACUUCCAGCAACUUUGUGACAACCUGGGCCAGCUCCUUGUGCCUGGUGUCCUAGAAGAGCUGAAAAAAUUCACCUCUGUGCCUCAGGUGGCUAGGCAUCUGAAAGACAGCACCUCUCAGACCUCACCAUCUCUGACCGAGAGCCUCCAUUUUGCUGGGCAGGAAAAGUAUCCCUCGGUAGAACCAGCGACUUGGCAGGCCCAGGAGUCUCCUGCAGAAAAUCCCAGUAGGAGUUCCCAGAGACCUGGGGAGUUUGGUGUCUGUGAUGAAGAAGCCUCAGAGAGUGAUGUUUUUCAAAAGGCUGCAUUGACAACAGGCAGGCCCCAUAGAGGCAGUGAGCAUGUGAAGAGCAAGACCACGCAGACUUACUGCAAGAACUGGGUUAUGACCACCAGAAACCUCAGUAACCACUUCUCUAGCCUCCCAAGCCAGAAGGCUGGCAAUGACCAGGGUCUAAUUGCCCAAGGAGCUUCACAGCUGGACUUAAAUAAGUUAGAAGCCAGAGAGAAGAAUGCCUGUCCUGAACAUGAGGCCCAAAGCAUGUGGUCUUUUGACUCAUUUGAACAAUCAGCAACUGUACAGAAAGGCGGGACCUGCAGAAAAAGGAGGAGAGGCAGGAAGCAGCAACCCAGGAGAGCAAAGAGAGGCCGGCUUCUAGCUAGGAAGCUAGAGCAGACCUCAAGGAAGACCUGUAAUUUUAUGGCUAGCCAUCACUGUCCCCAGUCUCCAGUGUGUGAUCCACAGGGGCCCCUCAUCUGUUGGCCAACUCCGAGAAGCUCCGAAAAGCCAGGCUGUCAUAUUUUGGAAGAAACAGGAGAGAUCAGUAAGACAGCAAGGGCCGCGCAAGGGAACCUCCUGCAGUCUUCCCAGCGCUCCUCCACAGACAGCAGUUCCCAGGGGGACCAGCAGAUGAACUGGUUCAGUGACCUCAGCCUUGAAAACCUAGAGCCUCCUCUGUGUAAGAAGGGAGGGAAGAAUUUGCUCUGCGAUCCGGAUUUUGAUAGCAGUGAUGAUAAUUUCUAA